CGGACGGGGGGAGGGAUGCUGAGGGCGUGAGGGUUUUCCGUUUGUUUGGAUGUGGGCGGUACGCGCACAGCCCGGGAAAAGCGGUAAAUGGCGGCGCCGAGCGCGGCCUCUCGGCCCUGUCUGCACCGAAAGGAGGUAAUGGCCGCUGACAGAGGGCGCAGGAUACUGGGAGUGUGUGGCAUGCAUCCUGACCAUCAGGAAGCACUAAAAAAGAACCGAGUGGUACUGGCCAAACAACUUUUGCUGAGUGAACUGUUAGAACACCUCCUAGAGAAGGACAUCAUCACCUUGGAAAUGAGGGAGCACAUUCAGGCCAAAGUGGGCAGUUUCAGCCAAAAUGUGGAACUUCUCAACUUGCUGCCCAAGAGGGGUCCCCAGGCUUUUAAUGCCUUCUGUGUGGCCCUGAGGGAGACCAAGCAGGGUCAUCUGGAGGAUCUGUUGCUCACUACCCUCUCUGAUCUUCAGCAUGCAAUCCCACCGUUGAGCUGUGACAACGACUGGAGUCUCCCCUUCCCCAUGUGUGAGUCCUGUCCCCCUCACAAGCAACUCCGCCUGUCUCCAGAUGCUGUGGAACACUCCCUAGACAAUGGAGAUGGUCCUCCCUGCCUUCAGGUGAAGCCUUGCACUCCCGAGUUUUAUCAAACACACUACCAGCUGGCCUAUAGGUUGCAGUCUCGGCCUCGUGGCCUGGCCUUGGUGCUGAGCAAUGUACACUUCACUGGAGAGAAAGACCUGGAAUUUCGCUCUGGAGGGGAUGUGGACCACAGCACUCUUGUCACCCUUUUCAAGCUCUUAGGCUACAAAGUCCAUGUUCUACUUGACCAGACUGCACAGGAAAUGCAAGAGAAACUUCAGAAUUUUGCCCAGUUACCUGCCCACCGUGUCACUGACUCCUGCAUAGUGGCACUCCUCUCUCAUGGCGUGGAGGGAGGCAUCUACGGUGUGGAUGGCAAACUGCUUCAGCUUCAAGAGGUUUUUCGGCUCUUUGACAACGCUAGUUGCCCAAACCUACAGAACAAGCCGAAAAUGUUCUUCAUCCAGGCCUGCCGUGGAGAUGAAACAGAUCGUGGGGUUGACCAGCAAGACGGAAAGAACCGCGCGGGGUCCUCCGAGUGCGAGGAGAGCGAUGACAGCAAGGAGUUGCUGAAGACCCGACUGCCCACGCGCUCGGACAUGAUCUGCGGCUAUGCCUGCCUCAGAGGCACUGCUGCCAUGCGGAACACCAAGCGGGGCUCCUGGUACAUUGAGGCCCUCACUCAAGUGUUCUCUGAGAGGGCUUGUGACACGCACGUGGCCGACAUGCUUGUUACGGUGAACGCACUUAUCAAGGAGCGUGAAGGCUAUGCCCCCGGCACAGAGUUCCACCGGUGCAAGGAGAUGUCUGAGUACUGUAGCACCCUGUGCCGGCACCUCUACCUGUUCCCGGGACACCCUCCCACGUGAGGCCAUCCUUGUCAUGAGGCCAUCCUUGUCGGCACGGAGGCCACCGGGCCUUUUCUCUUCAGACGCACGGUUUCUGUUCCCCCUCAGGGAUUGGGAAUCUCCCAGGCUUGUGGCACACCACGCCCCUCAUCGGCUCCUCCCGGUCUUCUAGCUCCAGGGACCAUAGGCCAGCGGUCUUGCUGAAGCUCCCUUCAUGUAGAGCGGGCUCUGGCUGGCCUGGCUGCCGGGAGUGUCUGGCUACUGUAGAGGCGCCUGGCGGAUGAUGUUGUGAACACAGGGUCUUGAUGGGGAGAGGGCACGUGGGUUGCCUCGCUGCUGGUGUUUGGUUCCCGCCCUCAGGGCUUUUACAGACAGCACUUUGGUAAUUGCUUUUAUUAGUUGUUUUUAUUAGUUAAGAUGUUUCAGAGGCCAUCUCCUGUCUUGUCUUUCUUUCAUAUCCCAACCCCGUUUCUCUCCGCCUGAGAGUUUGGAUUCAACAGAGGCAUUUUUCAUUUAGCCUCAAGAGGGCAGGUGGGACUAAACGCACACUGUGCCACUGUAUGUGUGGUUGUGACUUGUGCGCCCCUUGCGGCACCACGGGGCCACCCAGUGGAAGGCCCGUGUUCUCCACUGUUGGCUCCUUGAGGCUCAAGGAACCCAGCCUCUUGGCAGAGGCUACAGCUUGGAUGCCCUGUACCUAGAACUCGUUGAUCUUUGCCCAGGGAGGUUCCAAAGAUCUUUUAAUCGGUUAUUCUCUCUCUCUCAGCUUUUUUACUGAAAUGAGCCUCGCGGAGAAUGUUAGCAGAGGCAGAUAAGAGUGGUAUGCUUCCUCAUACUCCAUAACCUGUCCCCUUAUCAACUUUUUCUUCCUCUGAAAUGUCCCUUUUAAAAAGCGUCCUAGUUGUUAUCUCCCUACUUCCUGUUUCUCCCCUUUUCUCCUCUCUUCCUUUCAUGGCUGCCACCAAAUCUGUCUAAAAUACUACUUAAUUGGAUCAUUUGGCUGCUCAAGGAUGUCAUGUAGUAGUUUGUUCCUGCUUUCUGUUUCAGUAUCAAAUCCCCUUUUGAUUUUAUAUGGCCUGUUUCCCUUGCCAUAUGUCUCCAUUUUAGAGAGACUGUUGUUACAUGCGUUAUCAUGUGUGCCAUAUGAAGCUUCCCUGUUCUUCAAGGCCUCUUCUUGUACUUCCAUUCUUGCCCCCUCCAAUCUAAUCUCUAUAUGGCAGAUUUUCGUUUGGGGUCUUUAUAAAUCUGAUCAGGUCACUCUCCUGCUCGAAUUUCUGUUACACCUCAAGUAAUGUCCAAACUCCUAACCUUGGCCUGCAGGGCUCCAACAACCCCCCCCGGGCGGGGCCCCGGCUUGGACCUCACAAAAUGCUGAUUUCCCUCUUAGUGACAGCCCAGCCCCUUCCUCAGUUUCUCAAACAUUCUGAGCUCUUUCCCUGCCCUGGACCAUCGCAGACACUCUUCUGGGGUCUCCUGAGCUCCACUCCUCUCAAGUCGUGGCCUAAAUGCCACCUUCCCAAGACCUUUCUAUCUCUAAAUAAUCUUCCAUGUUUCCUUAUUACUAUAUCCUGUUUAAUCCCCUCAUUGCACUUAGCACAAUUUAUAAUUAUGUGUUUGCUUGCUUCACUUCAUUUGUCUCCCCAACUAGGUCAUAAGCUCCCUGAGGGUGGAAACCUUGUCUCUUUUGUUCUCCAGUAUGUACCCAGUGCCUGGCACAGGAUAGGUCUUCAAUAAAUGUUUUGGGACAAAAUUUCCCUUUAAAAUAUACACAAGUUUAGUAUUUAUACUCUAGAUUUUUCCAUGUGUUUUGUUCACUGAUACUGUUGGCUCUUGAAGACAGAUGCCCUCUAUCUCCUGUGGUACCUGGCACAGUGCCCAGCCUGUAGUAGUUCAGGUGCUCAAUAAAUACCUGUUUGGUGAGCCAGGUGGUUUGGAGACUUGUUGCGGAGUUCUACCCUUGGGUCGAAAUAUGGAAGUAUUCGGGUGAUAGAACCUUUCCACUUCCCACUGCCGGGAUUUUAUAUGCUUUCAGGUGCCAAAUAAACGCUCAUAUUUAUUACUGA
Messenger RNA from Herpailurus yagouaroundi (jaguarundi), 3485 nucleotides. RefSeq names its product caspase 2 (gene CASP2). Gene Ontology annotation, molecular function: cysteine-type endopeptidase activity. The coding region runs from base 88 to 1443 and encodes 451 amino acids. NCBI's taxonomy places the organism in Eukaryota, Metazoa, Chordata, Mammalia, Carnivora, Felidae. Gene Ontology annotation, biological process: proteolysis; regulation of apoptotic process. The transcript has 11 exons. The record is from RefSeq and is a predicted model, not a curated record.